AUGUCGUGUGGGUUGCUAGCUCUAUCGCGGGAGCUUAAAAGCGCGCGUACUGCCCGCCCAGGCGCACUCUUCAACACGCGCUAUCGUGGUAACAGCCGAACUUCUACUCCAGAAACUGAAGACGUUGAAAUGGCGCAAAACAUCUUAACUCUGUCCGUCAUGGCGGUGCUGGUUUUUUCAGUCGGAGUCAGCGCUAAACGUGGUUGUUCAGCCUUCGGGCACUCCUGCUUCGGCGGCCACGGGAAGAGAUCCGGUGACUCUGGUGACAAUAUGAUGGAUACAUCGAACGCCGAGCUCAUGGCUAAUCGGCAGCUCGGUCAAGAGGAGACUCCACCACAUCCCAUAUAUCCCCACUCCGGAUAUGGAAACCUGCCUGGUGACGACAUCAUCCCUGUUAGAGAUGGAGGCGUAUAUGAUCGGGAGGAAAACAAUAUGAGAGAUGCUGUCAAAAUGAAGUUACGUAAUAUUCUGAAAUACUGGAUGGAUAACUACAGGCGAUCAAGAUUGAACAACGAGGACGGGUAUUACAUUGAGAAUUUGUAAACUAUGAAAUUACGCUUGAUUAAUUAAAUGUAACAUAAAAUAAACGCGUAACGAAAGAAGCUUGAUUAUAACAUCUCAUUAAUUAAUUAAAUUAAUUA
Vanessa atalanta (red admiral) is the source of this 641-nucleotide messenger RNA. It is a transcript of the gene CCHa2, whose product is annotated as neuropeptide CCHamide-2. The transcript is spliced from 6 exons. The coding region runs from base 1 to 543 and encodes 180 amino acids. NCBI's taxonomy places the organism in Eukaryota, Metazoa, Arthropoda, Insecta, Lepidoptera, Nymphalidae. The record is from RefSeq and is a predicted model, not a curated record.